Nerophis lumbriciformis (worm pipefish) is the source of this 1843-nucleotide messenger RNA. It is a transcript of the gene traf3ip3, whose product is annotated as TRAF3 interacting protein 3. Lineage: Eukaryota; Metazoa; Chordata; Actinopteri; Syngnathiformes; Syngnathidae. The record is from RefSeq and is a predicted model, not a curated record.
AACAGAAAGAGUGUGUGCACGGAAGACAGACAAGCUAAACUUAAGCAGGAGUACAUUUAAAAGAAAACACGGAUGAUAUUUAAAUGGGAACACGAGGACACGUUCAGUUUGGAUGAGAGGAUGGUGCGGCUAUGGACGUGCUUCGCCUCGGUGAACUCCGAGAGUCCCCCUUGAGACACUUUGAUCACAAGUUGGAGAUCAGAGCAGAGAAAUAUGAGCAGCUACGAGGACGCACGAACGUGACGUCAUGCCGGAGCCUGGCACGAGACGACGGCACAGCGCAGUUUACACAUCGCCUCAAAGAAAGAAGACAGGCGGAGUUCCUGAAGAGGAGGUCUCUGAGUCCCCAGGACUUCAAGAAGACAAGAGGGUCUUCUUCCCCAGAGACCUUCUCGGGCUCGUCCUGCAGUCCACACAACAGCUUGAACACAAACUACAGGCAGGUGACGACGACGAUGAUGAUGAUGAUGAUGAAAGAGGAUGAAGCAUCUUUCUCCCUAGGUGACGUCACAAUGGAGCGCGGCACACAUGAAACAAAACACUCUGCCAACACGUCGAGGGAAGAGGCCAGUAUUCAAACAGACAGGUCUGGCCUUGUGACCGUCAAAGAAUCAGAUGUUCUGCAGUUACAAGACUACUUGCAGGAGGCCUUGUGGAGGGAGGAGGCCAUCAAGAAGAAGCUGGAGGAGAGCACAGCACAGUUCCUCAACUCCUCCAACAUAAUAUGGAAGGCUCGCUGCAGCGAAGAAGUGCUAAGAAACAGGAUCAAGGUGCUGGAGGUACAGCUGCAAGCUUGCCUGCAGAAGUUUCCAAAGGAUGCUACGAGGAAGCUGGUGCUCCAAAUGAAGAAGCAGAAAGUCAUGUAUGGGGAGAAGACCCAUAAGGUCACCGAGGAGAAACAUGAGGCUGGGCAGGAAGCACUGAUUACUGCAAAGGUGGACGUCCUGAAGAUGCAGAGUCUUUACGAGGAGCUCAAGCUAACGUCUGAAAAUCUCAGGCAGCAACAAGACCUCCGCACGGAUCAACUGCGACAGCAGCAAGUCCAGAUUGAACUGUCCAGAUGCAGAGAGGCUGCACUGACAGAGGAGCUGGUGUCUCAGAGACAAGACAUGAAGGAGUUACAGUUCAGCAUGGGUCUUCUGGAAGAAUACAACCAAUUUCUCAGAGACAAACAGCAGAACCGUGGCAACGUUGAGAAAAAGGAUGCAAUGGUUCAGAAGUCAUUAGAGGAAGAAGUGAAACCUGAGGGAGUCGUGAUGGUUGAGAGGACACUUGAAGAAGAAGAAGAAAAAGAAGAAAUAUCUAAGAAUAACGUUGACUUGGAGGAGCAGCUUCUUCGCACGCAGGAGGAGCUCAGUUUUAAGGAGAAAGAGUUUGAGCUCCUGCAGACUGAGUUGCGUACAAUGGAACAAGAGUUUCAGUCCAGCCAGACUAGACUAUCAAUGUGCAGGGAAGAGCUCCGGCAAGUCAGCCAACGCUGGGACAGACCGAAGCGACGUGUCUUCUGGUGGAAUCCACUUACCAUGGUGGUCUUCCUCCUCCUCCUCCUGCUGGCUGCGGGUGGUGUCAUCUUGUUGUGGCUGCAGCAUCCGCCUUUCAGGGAGCAAGUGGUGGACAUCUACUCUCACAUGGAGAAACAACUUGAAGAGCAUUUCAUGCUAAGGACGUCCCCGAAACGCCCAGGCUGUUUUCGGCCAUUUUGACCAUUUGGGAGGAUUGUCCUUUCCUCUGCUAAUGUGUUGCUUGUUGAUGUCUGUCCUACUUUGAAGUUGAAUGUGUGUGUGAUGUGAUAGUAUGUACUGUAUGUGUGUAAAAAAAAAUAAAAGAAAGACACAAAAAUGUA